CAGGCCCCUCUCCUCUAGAGCCCACUUGCUCUGUGCUCACCUGCCGCCGCCACCAUGACCACAACCAUCCGCCAGUUUACCUCCUCCAGCUCCAUCAAGGGCUCCUCUGGCCUGGGGGGCGGCUCAUCCCGCACCUCCUGCCGGCUGUCUGGUAGUCUGGGUGCCGGCUCUUGCAGGCUGGGCUCUGCUGGCGGCCUGGGCAGUGCCCUUGGGGGCAGCAGCUAUUCCAGCUGCUACAGCUUUGGCUCUGGCAGUGGCUAUGGCAGCAGCUUUGGUGGUGUUGAUGGGCUGCUGGCGGGAGGUGAGAAGGCCACCAUGCAGAACCUCAACGACCGCCUGGCAUCCUACCUGGAUAAGGUGCGUGCCCUGGAGGAGGCCAACACUGAGCUGGAAGUGAAGAUCCGUGACUGGUACCAGAAGCAGGCCCCGGGGCCCGCCCGCGACUACAGUCACUACUACCAGGCCAUCGAGGACCUCAAGAACAAGAUCCUCACGGCCACGGUGGACAACGCCAGCAUCCUGCUGCAGAUCGACAAUGCUCGUUUGGCUGCUGAUGAUUUCCGCACCAAGUUCGAGACAGAGCAGGCCCUGCGCGUGAGCGUGGAGGCCGACAUCAACGGCCUGCGCAGGGUGCUGGAUGAGCUGACCCUGGCCAGAGCCGACCUGGAGAUGCAGAUUGAGAACCUGAAGGAGGAGCUGGCCUACCUCCGGAAGAACCAUGAGGAGGAGAUGAAUUCCCUGCGAGGCCAAACGGGCGGCGAGAUCAACGUGGAGAUGGACGCCGCCCCUGGUGUGGACCUGAGCCGCAUCCUGAACGAGAUGCGCGACCAGUAUGAGAAGAUGGCAGAGAAGAACCGCAAGGAUGCUGAGGACUGGUUCUUCAGCAAGACAGAGGAGCUGAACCGCGAGGUGGCCACCAACAGCGAGCUGGUGCAGAGUGGCAAGAGCGAGAUCUCUGAGCUCCGGCGCUCGGUGCAGGCCUUGGAGAUCGAGCUGCAGUCCCAGCUCAGCAUGAAAGCAUCCCUGGAGGGUAGCCUGGCAGAGACGGAGAGCCGCUACUGCGUGCAGCUGUCCCAGAUCCAGGGACUGAUAGGCAGUGUGGAGGAGCAGCUGGCCCAGCUGCGCUGCGAGAUGGAGCAGCAGAACCAGGAAUACAAGAUCCUGCUGGACGUGAAGACGCGGCUGGAGCAGGAGAUCACCACCUACCGCCGCCUGCUGGAGGGAGAGGACGCCCACCUGACUCAGUACAAGCCCAAAGAACCUGUGACCACCCGUCAGGUGCGCACCAUUGUGGAAGAGGUCCAGGAUGGCAAGGUCAUCUCCUCCCGCGAGCAGGUUCACCACACCACCCGCUAAGGACUCUGCUCCCCUGGCCGGCCCCCAGCGCCCCUCAUUGACCGCGCAGCCUCUGGCCUUCCUAGCCUCGGCUGCCCGCCCCUCCCCCCACCUCGGCUUUCAGUCCCUUUUCUCUGCUGCCUGACCAAUAAAGCUUGUUGACUCAGACGUG
Messenger RNA from Rhinolophus ferrumequinum (greater horseshoe bat), 1507 nucleotides. It is a transcript of the gene KRT17, whose product is annotated as keratin 17. NCBI's taxonomy places the organism in Eukaryota, Metazoa, Chordata, Mammalia, Chiroptera, Rhinolophidae. Bases 55 to 1356 code for a protein of 433 amino acids. Gene Ontology annotation, molecular function: structural molecule activity. The transcript is spliced from 8 exons. Gene Ontology annotation, cellular component: keratin filament. The record is from RefSeq and is a predicted model, not a curated record.